GGUCCAAUCCCCAUGAUCCAGGUCCAGGUCUAGUCCAGUCCAGUCCAGCGCAUCGCAGCCUGCUUCCUGAUGCUGGUACCCGUCUAUAGCUGCUCCUCUCUCGGGCUGGCGCCCUCCAGCGGUAGACGUAGUCACCUACAGCUGAACACAGCAUCCUCCUCAGCUGUCACAUCUAUCACAUGAAAACGCCUGCUCUCUUAUUUAUCAGUGCAGAUCAAAUAUCCCUAUGCGUUCUUAACAUAAGCAGGGAUACAUAUUGUUAAUAAAUGUUCAAAGAGCAAUGGGUCGUUGUUACUAACAUCACAUUCAGCUGUGUGUUUGCUGUCUUGAACACACCCCGCUGAGUACCUCGAUAUUGUUCAAGGGGAAUAAUGGCUGCACAGGAGCCGUCUCCACCAUCUUCCCUGGAAGGAAACAAACCGGGCUUCCCAAAGAAAAUACUGGCCAACAACCUGGAAGACAAGCAUCUGUGCAAUUCGUGCCAGAAAGUGUUGAGGAGGCCCUUGCAAGCUCAGUGCGGUCACCGUUUUUGUUCCUUCUGUUUCAACAAAAUUGUGAGUUCUGGACCGCAGAAAUGCAGCGCUUGCAUCAAAGAAGACUUGUUUGAGGAACCCACCUCCAUUCUCAAGCAGGGCGGUGCUUUCCCUGACAAUGCAGCUCGGAGAGAGGUGGAGGCCUUGGCAGCCGUCUGUCCCAAUGAAGGAUGCACGUGGACGGGAACUAUCAAAGAAUUUGAGGCGAACCAUGAGGGCAACUGUGACUUCAUGAUCAUCCUGUGUCCCUCCUGCAAAGAGCUGAUGAGAGCCAACGAACAGGAGCGCCACAACGAGAGAGAGUGUCCAGAGAGGACGCUCAACUGCAAAUACUGCAAAGAACCCUUCCUGUUAAAGAACAUCAAGGCUCAUGAUGAAAUCUGUCCAAAGUACCCGAUGAUUUGUGAAGGUUGUGCAAAGAAAAAGAUCCCCAGAGAAAAGUAUGUGGACCAUAUUAAGUUCUGCGGUAAAUUUAAAGCACCAUGCAGAUUUCAUGUUGUUGGCUGCGAUACGUCUGUGGAGAAAGAGAAGAUCCAUGACCAUGAGCGGCAGUGUUCGUACGAACACCUCAACCUGCUCCUGCAUUUCAUCAUGGGCAUCAAGGUGAGCCUGGAGAGCCUGCAGCCCCAGAGCCUGGAGGUGGCCAGCCACAAGCUGCAAGAGCUCCACCAGUCCUUGAGGGACCUGGAGCAGAAGAUGAGCCAGCUGGGUGGUGGGGGUGGGGGUGGUGCGGCAGCUUCCGUGCAGGGUGCGUGCGCCCCGACCCUGGUCACGUCCUUCACCCCGCUGCCCAGCGCCGUGGGCGCCGCCCUGGAGCUGCAGCUCCAGAGCGAAAAGACCAAGGUGGCUGAGCUGAGCCGACGCUGCCAGGAGCUGGAGCUCAAAGUGAGCACGUUCGAGAACAUCGUCUGCGUCCUCAACCGAGAGAUGGAGCGCUCCUGCACCACCAUGGAGGCCUAUAAUCGCCAACACCGACUGGACCAGGACAAGAUUGAGAUCCUCAACAACAAGGUUCGUCAGCUUGAGAGGACGGUGAGUCUGAGGGACCUGUCCAUCGUGGAGAUGGAGGGGAAAAUGAGGGAGAUGUCUGCGGCCACAUACGACGGCAUCUUUGUCUGGAAGAUCUCGGAUUUCACCAAGAAGAGGCAGGAUGCCGUGGCUGGCCGCGCCCCUGCGAUGUUCUCUCCUGCCUUUUAUACCAGUAAAUACGGCUACAAGAUGUGCCUGCGGAUCUACCUGAAUGGCGACGGGACGGGCCGCGGCACCCACCUGUCUCUGUUCUUUGUGGUGAUGAGAGGACACAGCGACGCACUGCUCAAGUGGCCUUUUAAUCAGAAGGUCACCCUGAUGCUGCUCGACCAGAACAACAGGGAGCACAUCAUCGACGCCUUCCGGCCCGACAUCUCCUCCUCGUCCUUCCAGAGGCCCGUCAGCGAUAUGAACAUCGCCAGCGGCUGCCCGCUCUUCUGUCCACUCUCCAAGCUGGACUCUAAGAACUCCUACAUACGCGACGACACCAUCUUCAUCAAGGCCAUUGUAGACCUCACUGGGCUCUAGGUAACGGAUGAGGGCAUAAAUCCAACUCUGCCUUUUGUUGCUACUAACCUGUUUGAAUCAACAGGUGUUUGUAUCACCAGUAACUGGCAUUUGUCUUUUGGCAUUGGUCUGUCUAGUUCUUUUGGUUUUGGAUUGUUGGCGGCAAUACACAAGACCAGAGCAGAGCUUUUCUUUCGGCCAGUGGCUGUUGGUUAUUCAAGUCUUUGUAAGCCGCUGUAACUAGUUUACCAAUCAAACUGAGUUUUUAUUUGACAAAAACUUUGAUUACCUACCAAAGUGACUGGAGGACUGAACACAACAUAUAUGCCAGUAUUUACCUGGUGACAGGUGUUAAUUUCCCCACCCUGCAGAAGACCCUCAAACGGUAUUUGAGCUGAUAGAAGCAUUCCAAGACUUGAGUAGGAUAUUACGCUUGUGAAAGUAGACAACUAAGAUUACAUUAACCAUGUUUCCAUUCAACUGUCAAGCGAAUUUUAAGAGAAAUAUACAAAUGUUGCAAAAAAUAAAUGCAAAUUAGGCACGUUUCCAUCAACUGGUUUGGAGCAAAUAAACUAGACUGCGUAGUUUCAACAAAAGUUGGUGGUAUAGGCUAUGCAUGGCUGAAGAAGAAGUAGAGGUUGUGAACCAGAAACAAAACAAGUCACCUUGGUUAUCUAACCAUCCACGAGAGAAAAAAGGGAAUUUGUUUCAAUAGUUCUUUCACGUCAGCUAGUAUUGUUUCAUGCUGUCAAGAAAGACAAUAUAAAUAUAUAUCUAGGAAGACACAGACAGCAGAAACAGUUGAUCAGUCAUGUGAGUUUAUUCAGUAAAGGCGUUUCCAUAUCCCAUUUAGCGCAUCAACUCGUUUUCAAAGGCAAAAACCACCUCAAGCGAGUGUAAAAACUUUUCACGCAAUUGAGGUUUUAAUCGUAUUUUGCCGUUUCCAUACAGCUUUCCCUAAUGUGAUACUUCAAAAUGCGCAUAAAUAUACGUGAAUGGAAACAUGGCUAUUGUCUCUAAUCUCCAGUGAUCAUCCUAUGGCUUCUUGUACCAUAGAUGAGGAUUUUUACAUGGGUUUUAUGUCCAAUCACAUUCACACAUUGUUGUUUCCUUCUGCAAGUAAAUAAGGUCCUCAAAAAAACAGUUAUUGCUGCUAGCUGCUAGCUAUGUUCAAAAAUAAUUGGGCCUUAACUAGUAGCUAUCAUAACUACCAUAACUCGAGACAAGCUAAAAAUGACACGUUUAACGUAUUACGGCCCUGAGAAGUUGAUUUGGCUAACAUGUUAGCAAACUAUUCCUUAUUUGCACAUCCAGCCGACACAGAGUAACAUUAGCAUUCAUUAGGGGUCGUGUCUCUGGAAACCUGACGAAUUAAAGUCCAAUAUAAUCUCCUUUUAGUUCUGUUUUGGUCUCCACCAACUCCUGAGGGAAAUAUCUGGCUCUUUAGCUUACUAGAUGCUUUAGUAUGUUCACCAGCUAGUCUCUAAUUUGAUCUGUCUGCAGGUCGUGUAACGUGGGCUUAUCGGAGCUUUUUCACUAGAAACCUGGAUGAGAACAGCGAACCCAAACAGUAAAAUGAAAACGAUGAGCUAAAAGAUGCUAAAGUGCAUAUAGAGCUGCAGAAUUGGGGUUAUAAUUCUCUCAAGGUGUGGGUGACCCCUCUCAUACUACAUGUAGUCAUCUGGCCCGCUGUUAACAUACAAAUAUUGAUAGUGCAGCUGUUAAACUACAAAGUGCUUGUGAUGCAAACAGUAUUUUUGUUAUCUGAUUUUCACCUGGGUUUUUUGUAUUGUAUUUUUGUAUUGUUAAAGUUUGAAAUUUCAAACGCCAAUAAAUUUCCAGAUUUUGUUUUUAAAAUGAAAAUAAUGAGCCUUCAGAGCAGCGACACACCGUCGCUAUGUAGAUUAAACCGCCUACAAACACAGCGCUAGAUCAAGCAGGUCUAGGCGUUUGUGCUCACCGUUUGCGUUUACUGCUUGACAUUUGGUUAACUAAUCUUUUUUUUUGUGUCUUUUGCAUUUACAACGUGGAGUUCCAAUAACAGUGUGAGACGCCCGUGUAGCCUUCAGAGUGUCGCUCAGCUCUGCACACAGUGUGUGGUGCAGUUGGACUCGUUUACUGUUUCUUAACGUCUAUGCCUCCAACUCUCAAGUCCUGUGUUCAAUGGUAAUCAUUUGUGGUGGUGGACAUUGCUUGAAUUCCAUGAAUUCUGAGUGCAGUAUCUCAGCGUGUGUAUGUAUGUGUGUGUGUGUGUGUGUGUGUGUGUGUGUAUGUAUGUGUGUAUGUAUGUGUGUAUGUAUGUAUGUGUGUAUGUGUGUGUAUGUAUGUAUGUGUGUAUGUGUGUGUAUGUGUGUGUGUUUGUUCCAUUUCUUCGCUGUUCGUUUGCAUGUUGGCUCUGUGGAAGAUGCACCUUAGCUUACAACAGUUUCUGGGCUGUUUGUCCGGGACGGCGAUUGGUUAGUCGAGCUGAUUUUCCCCAAAUGGAAAUAUGACAUAUUUUAUGAAAAAUAAAACGUAUAUUUGCAUACAAGGUCUGAUAGAUCCAAUAAAUAUCUUUUUGAUAUUAAACUUUGGCUUUUUUUCAAUAUUUGUUGUCUGCAUAUUUACACUUUCUUUGACCCAUUUUUACCAAGGAUGUAAUCCAUUUUCAUUGUAGCAGUUUAUAAUAUUUAAUAACAUGCAUAUGUACAAAUAUUGUGAAAUGGCCAAAAUGGAAUAUUGAAUAUACCUGUGCAGUGAUUUUGCACCUACAUGAGAGGUAUAUCAAAAAUAUGUCCACUGCUGUGUCUUCACAAAGGAUCCAUUGUUCUCUGCAGUUUGUGCUAAGGAGUGUGGUGCUCUCCAAACAUAUUCAUAAUUGUGCAAACAUUUUUAUGCCCCAAUAGUAAGAGUUGAUAAUUUUGUUCAAGACCUGGUAUUUUGUCAUCCUGGGGUCCGAGCUGUUGGAUGGAGACUGAAUGUGCUGGGCUGCAAAAUCAAAACACUGCAGCGAGUGGCAAUUUUUUUUUACAAUUAAACCAUUGUAAGUGUUUCCAUGGGUUUCUCCUCACAAGAACCUUUUGUUACAGUUCCCGAUUAUUCAUGUUUUUGUUGUGACAUGCACUGAAAUCACUGCAUGAAUCACAAACAGUCAUUUCAAAUUGGAGAGACAUAUUCAAAUACAUUCUAAGUGAUGAAUACACCUCCUGCUAAGUGACCAACCUGCAUUUCAGCUUUGACAUUUGAAUAUAAGUGCAUAAUUAUAAUUUCUUAGCUGUGCGUGGAUAUUUAACUUGUAAUAUUACUAAAUGCAGAAAGGGGAUGUUGAACCCUCUGUGAAGACACCGAGUUAUAUUUCCAUAUGGGUGUAGCCUCUGGCCGCGCUUAGACACGCAGACAUGUGGAGGCUGGAGCUGGGAUGUGAAGGCCUCAGGAUGGAGGCAGAGCUGAGGUAUUAAAAGAGGAAAUGGUUGAUAUUAUUGUAAUAUUUUCCUAUUUUUGGCUUUCCUUACAGCUUUGAACUGACCUACUUUUUACAGAAAAAGAAGUGCCUGUACCUUUUUUUAUGUUCCAUGAGCCCACUUAGUUGUGGAUGUGCUUUCCUGUGAGUUCAAACCUACCAAAAUGUGAAAC
This is a messenger RNA of Sebastes umbrosus (honeycomb rockfish), 5681 nucleotides long. RefSeq names its product Tnf receptor-associated factor 2a (gene traf2a). The record is from RefSeq and is a predicted model, not a curated record. Gene Ontology annotation, molecular function: tumor necrosis factor receptor binding; zinc ion binding; ubiquitin protein ligase binding. NCBI's taxonomy places the organism in Eukaryota, Metazoa, Chordata, Actinopteri, Perciformes, Sebastidae. The transcript has 10 exons. Bases 372 to 2090 code for a protein of 572 amino acids. Gene Ontology annotation, biological process: positive regulation of JNK cascade; protein K63-linked ubiquitination; tumor necrosis factor-mediated signaling pathway. Gene Ontology annotation, cellular component: plasma membrane signaling receptor complex; cytoplasmic side of plasma membrane; cytosol.